AUGGCGCUGGGCUCCCGCCAAGGUUGCCGCUGGUGCGGCCGUGCCGCCCUGGGACAGCCGAGGCGGCGGCGAGUCCCGGAGCGGGCGCAGCCGCCCGGGUGCUCGGCGCGGCCGUACUCGGAGGGCGGCGGUGCUGCCGAGGCGGCGGGCGGGGCGGAGCUGCUGGAGGUGUGCUGGCGGCGGCGCUUCCUACGGGGCGGCGCGGGGCCGCUGCCCUGGAGCGCCUACCUGAGCGGCCGCCACCCCGGCUUCGGGCCGCUGGGCGCGGCGCUGCGCGCCAACCUGGCGGCGCAGUGGUGGGACUCGGCGCUGCCCGUGCGGGAGCAGGUGUUCCCCGUGGAUGCCGCGCUCCACGGCCCGGCCGGCGCUCCGCUGGACGCGCAGGGGCUGCGGCUGCUGCACCCGGAGACGCUGCGGGAAGCCCUCCAGGGCUGUGGGCAGAACCCUGGCCGCCCGGCCCUGGAAGAAGUGCUGGGGGCCGCGGGGGUGCUGCGGGAGAGCCUCCUGCCCGGUGUUCUGGCACAGUAUGUCAGCUGCUUAGAGCUGGUGAACAGAAGACUGCCCUGUGGCCUUGCUCAGAUUGGAGUGUGCUUUCAUUCUGUUCCAGAAAGUGAACAUUCUAUUCCAGGAAAUGACCAACACAACAAAAACUGUACAAGAAUAGGCGAGAGGACCACGUCUUUGCUUGCAUGGUUUAGUUCUCCCAGAACUGCAGGACAGUGGCUCGAUUACUGGCUACGCCAGAGGCUCCAGUGGUGGAGAAAGUUUGCUGUAGGCCCGUCUAACUUCAGCAGCAGUGACUUUCAGGAUGAAGAAGGCAGAAGAGGAUUUAAGUUACAUUACAGCUUUCCUUGGGGGACAGAAACAAUAGAAACACUGAAGAACCUUGGUGAUACUGAACUGUUGCAGAUGUAUCCAGGAGAGAGAUCGAAAUUACUUGGCCGAGAUGGAAGGAAGAAUGUCAUCCCUCAUGUUCUGUCUGUGAAUGGGAAUCUGGACCGAGGAGUGUUAGCAUAUCUCUUUGAUUCUCUACAGCUGGCUGAGAAUCCAUUAACAGCAAAGAAAAAUUCACAGAGAAAGGUACUUAAGCUUCAUCCUUGCUUAGCACCCCUUAAAGUAGCCUUGGAUGUAGGAAAAGGUCCAACAACAGAGCUGAGGCAGGUUUGUCAAGGAUUGUUCAAUGAGCUGACAGAAAAUGGAAUUUCUGUAUGGCCAGGUUAUCUGGAAACUGUGCACAUGUCUCUGGAACAUCUUUAUACAAAGUACGAUGAAAUGAGUAUUCCAUUCAUGGUCUUGAUAAGUGAUGGCACUCUGGAGAACGGAGUGGUCCAGCUGAGAAGCAGAGAUACCACCAUGAAGGAAAUGAUGCACAUUUCCAGGCUGAAGGACUUCUUAACUAAAUAUGUUACAUCAGCCAAAAAUGUGUAAAACUUGCUGAAUAAAAGGAUUUUCUUUGACAUCUUUGCCUGAACUGCUUUCAGCGUUGUCAUGGACUCCGUGGUUUCUCUGCAAACAGUUCUGCUCAAACUUGGUGGUGCAUCUGUUUUCUGUCAAAUCUGGCUCUUCCAGGUUACCUUGGAAAAAGGGAAGAGAAAAACUUGUCCUUUGUUAGCAAGGCUAACCAUAUUCUUGUUCAUGUCCUUGGUUUUAAUAUCAUACUGAAAGUGCUCCAUCCUAAGCUAAAAAUUCAGCUUUCCUCUGUGUUGCUGACACAAUUAUGAUCUCUGCUGGAAAAUGGUAUUUUAUAUAAAAGACUUCAAAAUCUUAAAUAUUUUAGUAACAUCAGUAUUUUUGUACUGUUUGUAGGAAUGUGUUUUAGUCACAUGGCUUCAGUUCUUUAACAUGUAAGCUACUUCAUUUUGCACAUGAGAAACAUAAAAAAAAACAGAAAAAUGUUACCAAGAGCAACAGAGGAACAGAUUUAAAUAAAUUAUAAACGUUUUUUAAUGAACAUUUUUUGUGGGCAAAAUAUCUGUGUGUAUAAAAUGGUGGAAAAAGACUAAUGUGUGAUCAUAUUUUUCCUAUACCUAAGCACAGUGGUUAAAUCAGAUACAAGAGUUUGCAGAGAUACAAAGCUGCAUAUUUCUGAUCUUGUCUAGAUUUCCAGUGCCUGUUCAGCUUGCUCAGUCCCUGUAAAAGGUGCUGAAGGUUUGUGCAGCAAGGCCCCUGGCCUCUGAUAGUCAUCAGUGUCAUGAAACACAAGAACUUGCCUUAAAAUCUUCUACUAACAUGGUGCUCACUUAACUAUAAAUGAAUUAUUUGUAACAGCAAUAAUAAUUGCAGUACAGAGUAUUUAUGCUAGAUAUAAUCAAGGUUAACAUAAUGUGACUUCAUAACUGAACUCAUGGAAUUCUAAAUAAGCUGGCUAUGAAAUGGUAUUAAAACAAUCCAGCAACAUCUUAGAAACAGCCUGUAGCAGGAUACAGAAUUUAUUUUCAAGUCAGGUGUCUAAAAAUUAAUUUUAGCAACCUCUCCCUACCCUGAGAACUGAAGUACUGUUGAACUGAGAAUUGCCAUCCGUGCAGGUACAUAGAGGCCAAAUACAGAUCCUCUAGUACCUAA
Molecule: messenger RNA, 2562 nt
Organism: Sturnus vulgaris (Common starling)
Lineage: Eukaryota; Metazoa; Chordata; Aves; Passeriformes; Sturnidae
Gene: POLG2
Product: DNA polymerase gamma 2, accessory subunit
Biological process (GO): mitochondrial DNA replication
Cellular component (GO): cytoplasm; mitochondrion
Source: RefSeq, a predicted model, not a curated record